GAGGGGGGGUGGGGGGAGUAUUCAGGAAGGAAAAUAAAGGCUGUCAGACGGGUCCCCACCUGUUUUUUGAGGAGAGGAAUGGAGUGCUCCAGGAACUCUAUCCUCCUCGAGACGCUCAAAGAAAACUUUCGUUGUGCAGAAAAAAUGACAACUCACCCGUAGGAAAAAAAACUAUUGUGAUUAACCGCCAGUGCACAAAAAAUGGCGUCGGAAAUUAAAAUAAACGGGAGUGAACUUUUGGAAGUUGACAUAUGCGGCGGCGGUGGCGGCGGCGUGUGCUCCGAGGACGAGAGCGGUUGUUUUGUCACCUCCCCCGCCUCCCUCCUGGAUGAUUUCUCCGGCUUUCAGCAGUGGACGAGCCCCGCCGAGUCACCUACUGACACAUCAUCACCUCCGGGACAGCAGGAGCACGGAGCCGCCCCGCCUGGCAUCGCUGCUGCUGCUGCUGCUGCCGCCCUAAGGACCAACACGGCCGGCGACAGUGACUCUGAGCCCCAGGGAGAUGGACUCAGAGCUCAGAGGAGCUCCAUAGUUGACUGUCUUUUGGUGGAGCUGUAUGAGACGUACAGCGGAGGCAGCAGGAGGAAUGUGGACAGCUGGGACAGCUCCACCGAAGCCUCCGGUUCUGAUGCCUUCCUGGGCCGCAGUAACUCCGGCUCCAGCUUUCUCCUGGAGCUCCAGGAGAAGCACACCAGGAGGCAUCAGAUGAACUACCUGGCCCAGAAAGCCCCUGCAGAGCUGCAUUCAAUCAUCCAGGAGGUCAAAUACCGUACAGGCCUGCAGUCGGCUAAGCUGAUUCGCCAACUGAGGAGACGAGACCGACUUUGCCACAAACUGCAAAAGAACUACGACAUUAUCACAGCGUGCCUUCAGGCUGUCUCCCAAAAACGACGCGUUGACACACGGCUGAAGUUUACCAUCGAACCAUCGCUGGGAAAGAAUGGAUUCCAACAGUGGUACGACGCCCUUAAAGCAGUGGCCAGGCUUCCUACUGGGAUCCCAAAAGAAUGGAGAAAGAGGGUGUGGCUGACACUAGCAGACCAGUACCUUCACAGUAUCUCUAUCGACUGGGAGAAGACGCUUCGCUUUGCUUUUAACGAGCGGAGCAACCCAGACGAUGACUCUCUUGGCAUCCAAAUCGUCAAGGAUCUACACAGGACGGGCUGCAGUUCUUACUGUGGCCAGGAGGGGGAGCAGGACAGGGUGGUGUUGAAGAGGGUGCUGCUUGCAUACGCCCGCUGGAAUAAAGCUGUUGGCUACUGCCAAGGAUUUAACGUACUGGCUGCACUCAUACUGGAAGUUACAGAGGGCAAUGAGAGCGAUGCACUAAAGGUGAUGAUCUAUUUGAUUGACAAAGUGCUGCCCGAGAGUUAUUUUGCCAACAACCUUCGAGCAUUGUCAGUGGACAUGGCAGUGUUCAGAGAUCUGCUGCGUCUGAAGCUGCCCAGACUGUCCCAGCACCUCCACCACCUUCAGAAAGCUGCCAACAGAGAAGCUGGAGGCAGCUACGAGCCUCCGCUGACCAACGUCUUCACUAUGCAGUGGUUUCUGACCAUGUUUGCUACCUGCCUGCCGGCGGCCACCGUGCUGAAGAUCUGGGACUCGGUUUUCUUUGAGGGGUCAGAGGUGCUGUUUCGGGCCGCCCUCGCCAUCUGGGAGAGACUGGGAGAGAGGAUUGAGUAUUGCCAGACAGCCGAUGACUUUUACAGCACGAUGGGAUGUCUCACUCAGGAGAUGCUGGAGCACAACCUCAUUGAUCCUACUGAACUCAUGCAGGAGGUUUACUCCAUGGCGGUGUUUCCUUUUCCCCAACUGGCCGAGCUGAGAGAGAAAUACACCUACAACAUCACUCCGUUCCCUACCUCAGUCAAAUCCAAUGGAAGUGGUGGUCUGGGCAGCUGGGAGAGCGAUGACGAUGCCGACAUGGAUGAUGAAGACUCUGUGGUGACGGCGCUCGGCUGUCUCGGACCGCUGGGUGGCUUGCUGGCCCCCGAGCUGCAGAGAUACCAGAAACAUCUCAAAGACCAGCGAGCAGAUCAGGGGAACAUCGCAGAGCUGAGUCCAGGAGCGGUGGGAGCUGGAGGUGGUGGAGGAGGAAGUGGAGUAGGAGGAGGUGGAGGAGGAGGAGGAGGAGGAGGGGGAGGAGGUGCCAAGGCGGAGCAUCAAGCAGCUAUCAACAGCAUGAUGAUGGAGAGAAUGAGCACCGACAUUUGCGCCCUGAAGAAGCAAUACGCACGCAUCAAGAGGCGGCAGCAGCAACAGGCUAUGCAACUCUACAUACGCACAGGACCUGGACCUGAAGUGGCUACAAGUCCAGGGGUUCUUCAGGAGCUUCCCAACAAACACAACGAUGGUUCCGACCAUCGAACUGACGACAAAUGCCCUGCAACCCGUGUCCUAGCCUCCCAACUCAAUCCUUCCAGUUCAGUGAUCAACCAUCUCCUUCUGGGUCGGAAACCACGUGGAGGUCCCUGGGGCUCCAGGCCAACAUCCACUAGCACAUCCACACUACCAGGGGCCCCACUUACUUCUCUAUCCCAGUCUCAUGGCUCCCCAGGCAGGCAGCGCUGUGGCUCAUUGGCCUCCAACAGUAGCGGAUCUCCAGGGAGCUCUGGAGGAGGCACGGGUUCACCCUGGCGUGCUCAUGUCCGGGUUCAUCGGAGGAAUGUGGCCAGGGCCCGAGCACAGCUGGGAUUUGGAGAUUCAGAGGAAAGGGAAGAGGAGGAGGAGGAGGAAGGAGAAAAAGGAUCAGUGGGUGAAGAAAACAGGAAGAUGGAGGAAGAGGAGGGAGAUGAUGAGGAGCAGAAAGAUAAAGAAGGGAGUGACUCCUCUGUAUCUCCAUCUCCUGAUCCCUCUGGUACAGAGUCAGUAUGUGAAGAGGCUUCACAGGUUGAAGAUGUGACAGAAGAAGAAGUGGGAAAUGUGGUGGAACGACUGGGCUCCCUGGAUCUCGAGGACGAAGCAAACCUGACCUCCCCGAGCAACACAAACCCAGAUACACAACCCACACCACCAGAGUCUAAGCCUGCACCCAUUGUCCCUCUUCUCCCUCCACCACCGUCCUCAAACAGACACAAAGAGUCUGACUCCUCCGGGUCAGAAAGAAGCACCGGCUCUGACAGACAGUUACCCUCUGUCACUCUGCCUUCACCUCACCCCUCCUCCAGCUCCUGCAUCCCCUCUUCCUCACCUUCCACUCCGAGUCUGUCCCCCUCCCCGGUCCCUACAUCAGCUUCUGUUGAUCUGUCCUGCACCUCCUCCCCCACACCACCCUCCACUCCUACCCCAAGCUCCACAUCCCGCCUCACAUCAUCCCUAUCAGUGAAUGGUUUGUCCAAUCUAUCCACCCCCACCUCCUCCACAUUUUACAAAACUUCCUCCCCCUCCACGGCCUCACUCUCCUCUGUUGCGUCAUCUUCUGGAUCUCGUAUCUCCUCCUCCCCAUCCACACCGGUGUUCCCGUCCACCACCACCUCCACGCCUAAACAGCAGAUCUACUCCCCGUUCCCUUCUGUAAAACAGCCCAGGAAAUCAGCGGCAGCCAGAAACCUCGGUCUCUACGGCCCCACAUCCAGAACACCCACAGUACACUUCCCCCAGCUGAGCCGUAACCUCAAUCGUAGUAGUGCUGCCGGCACCACUGGGAGGCGAUAAAAACUGCUGCUGGAAACACAAAGAUGUUACAUGAUAUGAAAAAUCAUUCUGUAAUUACACCGUGUUGCCUCCUGCAUAUUGAGGAAAUAACUUGUAUAGUAUUUGAAGUAGAUUGAAAGUUCUAGAAAUGUAAAGUUCAGACGUGUGGAGAAAUUUCUUGGCUAUCAUGGUUUGGAUGUUAAGAUUGUGAUUCAUCUGAGACACGGUCAUCCUGAAAUUCACAAGCCAUUAAAGACAUGAUGAUGAUCAUUAACAAGGCGUUUCUAUUAAAGGAAAUGGUUUGUUUAGUUUGGUGUUUCAGCUGCAUGGGUAAUAUUUCACUGUAACGGAGGACUUGGACACAAGAAUAAUGGAUUAUUGCAGUAUCAAGCCCUUUAUAGUGGCCUAUGCAGGUCCUUCUUGACCAUAAUGGAUCUAUUAUAAAAAAUUAAGACCUCAGAUGUGAAGCUGAACCGUAUUUUACAGACUCUCUACAAAGUGUCUUGGUUGAGGCACAAAGUUAUGCUGCAUAUGUGCUCAGCAUCUACAUCUCUUCUAUUGUGGUUUGUGAUGAAUAAGAGAACUGAAACAUGAAGAGAUUCUGGUCUGGACAAAUGCCUCCAUCUGGACUGAAGGACCAUAUUUAUCCACAUAAUGAAGUAACAUUCCUAUAUGAGAUUACACAAUAGCCAACACAAUAGCCAUUUCUAUGCCAAGUAUUUAAGAAAAUAACACAAGAAACAAGAGAUAUCUAAGAACUGCAAAUGAGCGUAGUGUGUGCCGAGAAAACUGGCCCAAUCUUAAAACCUAUGUUCUGAAGCACUUAAAAUGUUUUUGUUUUCUCUAAGGGGUAAAAAAAAAUCUGUAUGUGUAAUCUUUGUUUGCAGCUUUACUGUUGAACACGAGGAAUGUAAUAUCUCGAUAAAUAAUGAAGGAUGUGUGAAUGGGAAUGUGGAUCUUUGUGUUUUUGACCAUUUGGUUGUGAAUACUGUGUACAUGAAAUUUAAACAAAAACAAGGUUUACAUUGUGAAACAUUACUGGAAUUUAUGGGUUGCCAUAGAGCUUCAAAUCAAAGCUUCAAUGUGUUAUGUGAAAGGCAAACUUAGAAAAUUACUGUCACAUAUUAGUAGCUGUUUUUGCAUAAAAUAGACCUGCACAGCACUAUGAAGGAUAAUUUAAAAAAAAAAAAAAAUUCCCAUCUGAGAACUUAUUUAAGGUUGAUUCCCAGCAUUUAUAAUUAGUACAACAGUGUUUUUUACUCCUGGGAAAUUUACUACUCAGCUGCUGAUUCUCAUUUGGCUGUAUGGUCAGUCAUGUCAUAGCCUGAAGAAACAACAACAACCUCUCAGUGAAAACAUGUAGCAGCUGCAGCUCAACAUCCUGCUUCCGGCACAGAUGUAGCAAAGAGAAAGAUAAAACUUCUCAGAAAGCAAGCUUUAUGAUCAUUUUUAAACAUGUAAAGACAUGUCUGACCAUUUAGCCAAAGUUUGUGCCUCAUUGUUUCUGCUUGAUUAUUACAUUUAACUCACAUAACAUCAAAAAAAGAAUCCUUAAAAAUACAAGUGAAACAUUGAAAAACCCUGCAGGUUGUUUGACAACACAAGCCAU
Messenger RNA from Thunnus maccoyii (southern bluefin tuna), 5242 nucleotides. It is a transcript of the gene tbc1d30, whose product is annotated as TBC1 domain family, member 30. Gene Ontology annotation, cellular component: endoplasmic reticulum. The transcript has 15 exons. The coding region runs from base 202 to 3654 and encodes 1150 amino acids. The record is from RefSeq and is a predicted model, not a curated record. NCBI's taxonomy places the organism in Eukaryota, Metazoa, Chordata, Actinopteri, Scombriformes, Scombridae.